This is a messenger RNA of Propithecus coquereli (Coquerel's sifaka), 1534 nucleotides long. Its product is annotated as extracellular matrix protein FRAS1-like. Lineage: Eukaryota; Metazoa; Chordata; Mammalia; Primates; Indriidae. The record is from RefSeq and is a predicted model, not a curated record. The annotation marks the transcript as partial. Gene Ontology annotation, molecular function: protein binding. The transcript is spliced from 14 exons.
AUGGGUGUCCUCAAAGUGUGGCUCGGGGUGGCCCUAGCGUUGGCGGAAUUUGCAGUGUUGCCUCGGCGCUCGGAAGGUGCUUGUGUCUAUCAGGGUUCCUUGUUGGCGGAUGCCACAAUUUGGAAGCCCGAUUCGUGCCAGAACUGCCGUUGCCAUGGUGAUAUCGUUAUCUGCAAACCUGCCGUUUGCAGAAACCCUCAGUGUGCCUUUGAGAAGGGAGAAGUGCUUCGAAUAGCUGCCAACCAGUGCUGCCCUGAGUGUGUCUCGAGGACUCCUGGAUCUUGCCAUCACGAACAGAAAAUCCAUGAGCAUGGAACCGAGUGGCCCUCUUUUCCGUGUAGCGUGUGUUCAUGCACUCACGGGGAAGUCCGGUGCACCCCGCAGCCGUGCCCACUGCUGUCGUGUGGACACCGGGAGCUGGAGUUCAUCCCUGAAGGAAGCUGCUGCCCUGUCUGUGUGGGCCCCGGGAAGCCCUGCUCCUACGAAGGCCGUGUGUUUCAGGAUGGGGAAGACUGGCGGUUGAGCCAGUGUGCCAAAUGUGUGUGCAGAGAUGGGGUUGCCCAGUGCUUCACAGCUCAGUGCCAGCCUCUGUUUUGUAACCAGGAUGAAACUGUCGUCCGCGUGCCUGGAAGAUGUUGCCCACGGUGCUCUGCCCCGUCCUGCUCCGCGGCCGGCCAGGUGUACCAGCAUGGUGAGCAGUGGAGUGAAAACGCCUGCACCACGUGUCUGUGUGACCGGGGCCAGGUCGGGUGUCACAGACAGGCCUGCCCUCCGCUGAGAUGCGGAAAGGGUCAAAGCAGGGCCCAGCGGCACGGGCAAUGCUGCGAGGAAUGUGUGUCUUCUGCUGGAAGCUGCGCGCACGAUGGGGUUGUGCGGUACCAGGAUGAAAUGUGGACGGCCCUGGCCUGCGAGUUCUGCACGUGUGACCGUGGCCGAGUGACCUGCCAGCCUGCGGAGUGUGCCAGAGUGGAGUGUGCCCGGGGUGAAGAAUUAAUUCACUUAGAUGGGAAGUGCUGUCCUGAAUGCAUUUCGAGGAACGGUUAUUGUGUUUAUGAAGAAAAUGGAGACUUUAUGUCCUCAAAUGCUAGUGCAGUUAAACGUAUUCCAGAGGGAGAGCGAUGGGAGGACGGCCCUUGCAAAGUGUGCGAGUGCCGAGGGGCGCAGGUCACGUGCUACGAGCCUUCCUGCCCACCAUGUCCGGUGGCCACACUGGCCGUGGAGGUGAAGGGACAGUGCUGUCCCGACUGCACGUCAGUUCAUUGCCACCCAGACUGCUUGACCUGCUCUCACUCUCCAGACCACUGUGACCUCUGCCAGGAUCCCACGAAGUUGCUGCAGAAUGGGCGGUGUGUGCACAGCUGUGGCCUGGGAUUUUACCAGGCUGGCAGUCUCUGUUUAGCCUGCCAGCCUCAGUGCGCCUCGUGUUCCAGCGGGCUGGAGUGCGCGUCCUGCCAGCCGCCCCUGCUGAUGCAGCGCGGGCAGUGUGUGUCCGCCUGUGGGGACGGCUUCUACCGAGAUCGCCGCUCCUGCGCAG